Sphenostylis stenocarpa is the source of this 2730-nucleotide messenger RNA. NCBI's taxonomy places the organism in Eukaryota, Viridiplantae, Streptophyta, Magnoliopsida, Fabales, Fabaceae. The record is from the annotation of a GenBank genome assembly.
AUGUGUCGCGUAGCAAUAGUUGUUUUCACCAAAACCUACGCUGAAUCUGCUUGGUGUCUUCAUGAGCUUCAACAAAUCAUCAAAUGGCACGAUACUUAUUGCCGACACGUUCUGCCUGUAUAUUACGAAAUUCAGCCAUCUGAUGUACGCCUUCAGAAGGGUGAUUUUGGAAAAUCCUUGAAAGCAACCGCAAAACAAACAUUUUCAGGACAACAAGUGGAAGAUGCCUUGUCCAGGUGGAGCCGUGCACUCACCAAAGCAGCAAAUUUCUUUGGAUGGGAUGAGAGCAAUUACAGGAGUGAUGCUGACCUAGUGGACAAAAUUGUUAAGAGCGUUCUUAAUUUACCAGUCUUGUCUGCUACUAAAUUUCCAGUUGGAUUGCAGUUCCACGUGGAAAAUGUGACCCGAAUGAUUGAAAAUAAAUCCACCGAAGUCAGUAUCAUAGGGAUAUGGGGAAUGCGAGGAUUGGGUAAAACGACCCUUGUCAAAUCUAUAAAGAGCGUUGCGAUGGGAGCAAGUAUGAUUCAGGAAAGAUUUUCUGGGAAAAGGGUGCUCAUUGUACUUAAUGAUGCCAAUCCAUUUCGCCCAUUGGAAGACCUAUGUCGAAAUAGUAAAUGGUUUGGUCAAGGAACUGUGAUAAUCAUUACAACUAGAGACGUUAACCUACUGGACGGAUUCAAUGUUAAUUAUGUUUAUAAAAUGAGUAAUAUGAACGAAAAUGAUUCCCUUGAGCUUUUUAGUUGGCAUGCUUUUAGAGAAGAAAAACCAAUAGAAGAUUUCAAUGGGCUUGCAAAAAAGGUAGUUGCUAAUUGUGGAGGACUACCAUUAGCUCUUGAGGUCCUUGGUUCUUAUUUAAGUGAGAGGACAAAGAAAGAGUGGAAAAUUGUUUUGUCAAAACUAGAAAUAAUUCCCAAUAUUCAAGUUAAAGAGAAAUUGAGAAUAUGUUUAGACGGUUUGGGCGGUGACAUGGAAAAGGAUAUAUUUCUUGAUGUAUGUUGUUUCUUUAUUGGUAAAGACAGAGGCUAUGUUACAGAGAUACUGAAUGGCUGUGGACUACAUGCUGAUAAAGGAAUAACAGUUCUCAUAGAACGUGGCCUCCUCAAAGUUGAAAAGAACAAUAAGCUCGGCAUGCAUCAUUUGUUGCGAGACAUGGGAAUAGAUAUUAUUCUUGGAAGUUCAACUACGGAACGUGAGAAGCGCAACCGACUAUGGUUUACUGAGGAUGCAACAUUUUUAUUGACAAAGAAUAUGGGAUCAGAAGCCAUUCAGGGAUGGGUUCUGAAGUCACCAUUACCCAUCGAAUCUUCGUUGGAAAUUUGUGCUUUCAAGGACAAGCUGAUAUUGGGACUGCUUGACUCUCUACUAAUCACUGGAGACUAUCCCAACCUUUCUAAGCAACUAAGUAAUCUUCGACGAGUCUGGAAAGAACCACGGGUUUUAGGGUGGCUAAAAUUCCUCAAUCUAAGUCACUCCAAGUACUUGAAAGAAUCACCUAAUUUUUCGGGACUACCAAGUCUUGAACAGCUCAUUCUCAAAGAUUGUCCAAGAUUGUGCAAGGUACACCAAUCCAUAGGAGAUCUCUGCAAUCUUCUACUGAUAAAUUUGAAGGACUGUAUAAGUCUUAGCAAUCUCCCCAAAGAGGUAUAUAAGCUGAAGUCUUUAAAAACUCUCAUCCUGUCUGGUUGUGCCAAGAUUGACAUUUUGGAAGAAGAUAUAGUGCAGAUGGAAUCCUUGAUAACACUAAUUGCUGAAUAUAAAGCAGUGAAACAAGUGCCCUUUUCAAUUGUAAGCUCAAAAUGCAUUGGAUAUAUAUCCUUAAGUGGAUUUGAAGGAUUGUCACACAAUAUUUUUCCUUCUAUCAUUCGGUCUUGGAUGUCACCAACAAUGAAUCUCCUAUCUUACAUUAACCCGUUUUGUGUGGAUAUGGAGAAUAAUAAUUGGCGUGAGCUUGCGCCAUUGUUUAGCAACCUUGCAAAUCUUCGAAGUAUUUCUGUUCAAUGUGACACGGAGCUUCAACUGUCUAAGCAAGUAAAAUCAAUUCUUGUCGAAUACAGAGCAGAAUUUAAAGAAUUAAGUAUUUCAAAGCCUCACGUGUGGUUUUCUUUGCUUGGUCGUGGACGUUACAAUGAAUUCUUCAACACUCUCAGUGAUAGCAUAUCUGAGGUUCCUUCUCUAGCUUCUACCUUUGUGUACUUACCUUCACCAUUCAUUUUAGCUUUAAAAGAGCAUGGAAUUAAUGGUCCUAAUAAAGUAUCUAAAAGAAACUACAAUACUCCCGUUUUUGCACCUAUCGCUUUUAUAGGAUUGGCAAGGAGUGAGUCUUCUGAUGUUUGUCUUCCAGGUGAUCCUCAUUUGUUGGCUCAUGUGGGUGAGGGACAUUCAGUUUGUUUCACUCUGCCUCAGGACUGUGACUUGAAGGGAAUGGCUUUGUGUGUUGUUUAUUUAUCAACCCCUGAAAACAUGGCAACUGAAUGUCUUACAAGUGUCUUAAUUGUUAACUACACAAAGUGCACAUUCCAGGUACACAAGCAUGGGACAGUAAUUUGCUUUAAUGACAUAGAUUGGGAGGGCAUAAUAUCAAAUUUAAAAUCUGGGGACAAGGUGGAGAUUUUUGUGACUCUUGCUCAUGGAUUGGUGGUCAAGAACACAGCUGUCUAUCUGAAAUAUGGUGAAUCAAAGAAAAAUGCCCCCCAUAAAUUCAAAAAGAAAAUUGUAAGGUGUGACUUCUAG